Molecule: messenger RNA, 342 nt
Organism: Rotaria sp. Silwood1
Lineage: Eukaryota; Metazoa; Rotifera; Eurotatoria; Philodinida; Philodinidae
Source: the annotation of a GenBank genome assembly
AUGAUUAAUCAUUUAAAAUGUUCAAAUUCAUUUGGUAAUCGAAGAAAAGUUUCAAUAGAUCUAUCACGUCUCGGUAUUUAUUUAUUGACAAUAUGUUCACAUAAAUUUCAUGGACCAAAAGGUAUUGCUGCCCUUUAUAUUCGUCAACGAAUUAAAUUAGAAUCAAUUAUAUAUGGUACACAACAUGAACAAGCUCUUCGACGAGCUACUGAAAAUUUUUUAGCUAUUAUUCGAUUAGGAAAACCUUGUCAAUUAAUAUCAAAUAAAUCUAUAUUAAAUAAAAGAAUUGAACAAAUCAACGGCUUCUCCAAGCGUAACGGUGUUACGUUUUUGACAUACUAA